Messenger RNA from Gadus chalcogrammus (walleye pollock), 1385 nucleotides. RefSeq names its product serine racemase (gene srr). The transcript has 7 exons. Bases 122 to 1099 code for a protein of 325 amino acids. Lineage: Eukaryota; Metazoa; Chordata; Actinopteri; Gadiformes; Gadidae. Gene Ontology annotation, molecular function: L-serine ammonia-lyase activity; threonine deaminase activity. The record is from RefSeq and is a predicted model, not a curated record. Gene Ontology annotation, biological process: L-threonine catabolic process; L-serine catabolic process.
CUCCUUAGUUCUGCCAUUCUCAGUGAAUCUGCGCUUGAAGAGAGUCGGGACUUUCCUGAGUGGACGUAGAGAAGCUGCCAGAAACCAAACAAAACGAACAAUAACCAGAAUACAUAAUACGAUGGGGGAUGUGACCGCUGACUCCGUCACCCUGAGCCUGCUGAUGGAGGCCCGGGACACGGUGAGGGGGAGCCCGCUGGGGGUGGUGCACACGCCCAUGGUCUGCUGGUGUCAGACCUCCCUGCCUCCGCCCCCGGUGCCCUGCAACAUACACAUCAAACUGGAGAACAUGCAGAAGACAGGCUCCUUUAAGAUCAGAGGAGUAGCCAAUCAGUUCGCCAGGAGGCCAAAGGGAGGCCACUUUGUCACCAUGUCUGCAGGGAACUAUGGGAAGGCGUUUGCGUACGCCUCCAAGCACUACGGCUCCAAGGGCAAGGUGGUGAUGCCAGAGACCGCCCCCCUCUCCAGAUCCGCCCUCAUACAGGAAUUCGGGGUCGAAGUGGAGCGCGUCCCCACUUCCUGUCUGAUGAAAGUGGUAGACAGCUGUGUCCGGAACGAUGACAUGACCUUCCUCCACUCCUACGACGACCUCGACCUCAUCGCCGGCCACGCCAGCCUGGGCCUGGAGGUGCUGGAGGCAGUCCCGGACCCCGACGUGGUGGUGGUCUGCUGCGGGGGAGGGGGGCUCCUGGCCGGGGUGGCGGCGGCCCUCAGACUCUCAGGGUCGUCCAGGACCAGGAUCUACGGCGUGGAGCCGGAGGGGGCCUGCACCAUGUACCAGAGCUUCUUGGAGGAGAGGCCUGUUGCCAUGGAAACCAAGAGCAUCGCCUCGGGCCUGGCCCCGCCAUCUGCAGGCAGUCUCCCCUACCAGCUGUGUCGGCGCCACGUGGAUCAGAUCGUGCUGGUGAGCGACGAGGAGAUCAGGGCGGCCGUGUCGGCGCUCUACCGCUCGGGUCUGGUGGUGGAGCCGUCCGGCGCCGCCGCCUUCGCCGCCGUCCUCGCCGGGGACCGGAUCCCGGACCUGGCUGGCCGGAGCGUGGUGUGCAUCCUGAGCGGAGGCAACAUGGGGAAGGACGAGCUGGCCCGCUUCCCCGAUUGAGAGGAGAGACUCCCUCGCCAACCUCGCUUACAUCUACAUUCAGGGCAUUUAGCAGACGCUUUUAUCCAAAGCGACACACACACACACAAGUACAUUUGUCAGAAACAACAUGUCGCUGUCGGUGCAGUAAGGAUGUUCAUAGAACCAAGUGCCAAGCACUAACAAUCGUUAGGUCAACCCAUUCUCUGUAUACGACAAAGAUAGCUAGGAUAGGUUGCUACACAAUGCUAAGUACUAUUUUCAAGUGCAAGGAUGUACAACAUACUAUAAGUGCAUAAGCGGGCUG